This is a messenger RNA of Papaver somniferum (opium poppy), 1426 nucleotides long. Its product is annotated as salutaridine reductase-like. The coding region runs from base 216 to 1136 and encodes 306 amino acids. The record is from RefSeq and is a predicted model, not a curated record. The transcript has 5 exons. NCBI's taxonomy places the organism in Eukaryota, Viridiplantae, Streptophyta, Magnoliopsida, Ranunculales, Papaveraceae. Gene Ontology annotation, cellular component: membrane. Gene Ontology annotation, molecular function: oxidoreductase activity, acting on the CH-OH group of donors, NAD or NADP as acceptor.
CUCGAAGGCAAUGGAUGUUGGAUGAUCACUGUAGGUGUCUGCUGUACUGCACCAUACAUAAGUGACCCCAGCAAUGCUUUAAUGAGAAAUAGUGACAGACCUUUAGCUUAAGAUAUGUGCAGGUUUUGGACUGCAAAUUUGGACAAAUCCAGACGAGAACCUCUCUAUUUCUCUCCGACUGUUCAGAGCAAUUUGUCACAUUGAUUUUGCAAACUAUGGAAGAAACCAUCUCUACAACAGCAGAAAAGAGGUGUGCGGUUGUUACAGGAGCUAAUAAAGGAAUAGGACUAGAGAUAUGUCGUCAGCUCGCUAUUAAUGGUAUCACCGUUAUACUAACCGCAAGAGAUGAGACCAGGGGAACUCGAUCUGUUGAAGCUCUUAAAGGGUCAGGACUUGCUGGUGUGAUUUUUCAUCAGCUUGAUGUAAACGAUGCAACUAGUGUUACUUCAUUGGCUGGUUUCAUCAGAACUCGAUACGGGAAACUUGACAUCUUGGUAAACAAUGCAGGGGACAACGGAGUAAGACUACAAAUUACUGAGGAGGCUAUGAAAGACAUGAACUUUCGAUAUGGUGAUGAGAAUGAUGAGAUUGCCAAGUUGUUGGAGGAAUCCAUUGAGGAGACAUACGAGAGGGCAAAACAAUCCAUAGAAACAAAUUACUAUGGAACCAUAAGAAUAACUGAAGCACUGCUUCCACUUCUUCAACUCUCCAAUUCAGCAAGAAUUGUGAAUGUUUCCUCCGUAUAUGGUCAACUAAAGUUUAUCUCGAGUGAGACGAUUCAAGAGGAGCUAAGAAAUGUUGAUUGCUUAACGGUAGAGAAACUGGACGAGCUUAUGCAGAAGUUCUUAAAGGAUUUUAAGGAUGGGAUGUUGGAGACUAAUGGAUGGCCUGUAUUAGUUUCUGCGUAUAAAGUCUCGAAAGCUGCUAUCAAUGCCUACACUCGAAUUCUUGCGAGGAAGUUCCCAACUUUUCGUGUUAAUGUUGUUCAUCCUGGUUUGGUUAAAACAGAUAUUGCAUUCCAACAAGGUAACUUAACACCGGAUGAAGGAGCUAAAGCACCGGUUAUGGUGGCAUUGUUGCCUUCUGAUGGCCCUUCUGGUUUCUACUUUGACCAGAUGGAGAUUUCAACCUUUUGAGUUAAAAACGGUUUGUGAACACAUAAAUCACGAAGCCAUCCACGUGUUCACAAACCAUAUGCGCAUACAUCCUAAUUCUAGAAUUGUACGUCGUAUGCAUAAAGGGGAUAAUUAUGUCGAUUCAUCGACUCGAAGCCUUCGGGCUUGUCAUUGUCUAGUCGAGUAUUAUCGUAAAUAAUGUUCGAAUAAAGGAAUAAACCAAGAAUCAAGUAUAAAUGUUAAGCAUAUGAAGUUUAAGGCUGAAUGUAAGGUGCUGAAAUAUAAAUAAGACAGAUUUACGUGGUUCGGCA